Messenger RNA from Telopea speciosissima, 525 nucleotides. RefSeq lists its product as uncharacterized. The record is from RefSeq and is a predicted model, not a curated record. The coding region runs from base 1 to 525 and encodes 174 amino acids. The transcript has a single exon. Lineage: Eukaryota; Viridiplantae; Streptophyta; Magnoliopsida; Proteales; Proteaceae.
AUGACCUCUUAUGUUCGUAUGUAUGUCGAUGACAUCCUUGUUACUGGUAAUCAGCCCAUGCAUAUUGAUACGCUACUACAACAGCUUGUUUCUGAGUUUUCGAUCAAAGAUCUGGGCCGCUUAAAUUUCUUUUUAGGGAUUGAGGCAACUUACAACUCUGAUGGCCUUACUUUAUCUCAGUCCCGCUACAUUGCUGAUCUUCUCCAACGGGCUGGCAUGUCGGAUUGCAAACCGGUUCUUACACCUAUGACCACUACUUUUAAAACAUCUGCUGCAGGGGGUGUACCUUACUCUAAUCCAACUAAGUACCGGUCGAUAGUUGGUGCAUUACAGUAUAUUACUCUCACUUGUCCAGAUGUAGCUUUCUCUGUGAAUCAUGCCUGCCAAUACAUGCAUAACCCUAUAGAAGACCAUUGGACCAUGGUAAAGCGGAUUUUAUGCUACCUCAAACACACUGUUGAUUAUGGGCUCCAUAUCACCCAGUGCUCAUCUCAAGAUCUCCAAGCUUUCUCUGAUGUCGAUUGA